GUUGCACUACAAGCUCUACAGAACGAGAGUUCGCUUUCGCAAGCUGAUGUGGAGUUUCAGGCAGAUAGGUAUGCCAACUCUUCCAGGGGCCCCAGAGAGUCUCGUUGGAAGCUCUGGUGCGCGUUCGCCGAGAGAUGCGAGGUGCCUCCACUGCCGGUCACGACCGACCUCAUCGACAAGAUCGGCGCCCUCUUUAAGCAAGGUCGCUAUAGGUCGGCCGCGCAGUAUUACAGCGUGGCUAAGUCUGAGCAUCGGUCCCAGGGAUACGACUGGUCUCCAGCACUUGACCACGCGGUCGCACAAGCAGUUCGCUCGAUCACUCGUAGGACGGGGCCGUCAGCUGCCAAGCUCGAUUUCCCAUUGGAAAGGAUCGAGUCGCCUUCAGACGUGGGGAUCGUGGCCGCGUGGUUCCUUCUGCGAGGCCUGGAGAUUGGGCUGUCACCCAAGUUACGCAUGCAUACUGCAUAUGCGUUCGGUCGCACGACCCAGGCUGCAAUAGGUUUGUGGAAGGCUGAGGCGCCGUUUUUCGGAGACGGUCAAGGAGAGGUCGCCGUGUGGCCGCGUCAAGUGGUCCUUCGUUGGGCCCAACAUGCCUUCCGGGUCGCGGGGUGGGGCAGUGCUGCGAUCUGCCGCUACGUUCAAGAAGCAGCACUCGCAGAUCCAACACAGGUCGCGCGAGCCGUCGUCGACAGGUCCGCGCCGUGGUCGCAGACUGCUUUCGAGGACAAGGAGUGCUUGUACAUAACGUCAGGUUUUCGCCACUGCCCACUCUGCUUUCCGGACGAAGCUGCGGUUGUUUCGGUGCUCGAGCCCCCAGAGCUUCCCAAGGAAGCGUCAUUGACGUUCCGGGAGUACUUCACCACUUGUUCGCGGACAGGAGUAAGGUACAGGCUUUCCUGGAACCGCUCAGGGCAGGAAUCGAGCUCAACGGUGGACACACCUCCAUAUUUGGGGGCCCCCACUGUUGUCGCCGGCGCGCUCCAGUGCAGCACAGACUUCCGUUCGCCUCCGGUCUUGUCAGCUAUAGACCACGAAGGGGCCUAUAGGUCCAUUACAGUCAGGGACCCGCACGAGUGCGGCCUUUUGCUGCCGGGCGACCCACCCACACUAUGGUCGCAUUUCUCCUUUCCUUUCGGUUCGGUUGGGUCAGUGUGGGGGUACUUACGGGUAGCCGACGUGGUCUCGUUUCUGAGCAUCGCGCUACUACUGAUGUUCGCAGCACAUUAUGUAGACGACUUUUUCUCCAUAGAACAAGCAGCCACAGCGAGCAGAGCCUUUGCAGCCUUUCAGGCAUUCCACAGAAUGCUCGGAUUUCGCAUGAAAGAAGAGAAGUCGAAGCCUCCCGACCGCCAGCAAACCCUUCUCGGGAUAGAAUGGAGCUUCCAAAACCAGGCUCUGUUCGCAUCCCCAGGCGAGGCCAGGAUUGCUAAGCUUAGCCAGACAAUCCGAGACUACCUGCAGUCGGAUCGGAUGUCCGCGUCGGAGUGCGCAGCCCUGACUGUCAAACUGUGCUUCACAUGCACAUGGGUCUUCAACUGCGUAG
Molecule: messenger RNA, 1543 nt
Organism: Symbiodinium necroappetens
Lineage: Eukaryota; Dinophyceae; Suessiales; Symbiodiniaceae
Source: the annotation of a GenBank genome assembly